AGUUUUCUUUCAUAUCUGAUUUUAUUGUGAGGUGAGCUGGUCUCAUUCCUCAGUAGGAUUGCUGGACACUAUAUUUAAAGGAAGGAUUUACCAACAGUGGGAAUACUUACCUAUUUGUUUCAACGAAAAUCAAGAAAAAUGCCACAAGAAAGAAGCAUCUUCUUGACCGCAUUGGUCGUCAACGCUUUCAUGGUGCUGGUCACCGCGACGAACCCAACGGUUAGAAUGGAACAGAAGAGUGACAUGGAGCUUGAGGACCUACUGGAGAUUGAGUAUCUUUACCCAGUCACAAGAAAUCGCUCUCGACCAAGUCAGACCCAUGUUCAAAAGUACAACAAAUUACCUGAAGUGACUAGAGCAAAAUUUGUACCUUUCACGGCUAAACCAGCCUAUUCCGGUAAAUUCGAGGAGGAUCUGGAAGAGGAAUUCUUAAUACAGGCUGAUCACAACCGGGUGAAGCGUGAAGUGUUUGAAGGCUCAGGCGAGGGCGACACAAAUGAUGUUAUUGCUACACUGAAGUUAGAGGAAAGCUUUCGAAGUGCUUCGGCCAACGAGGCAGCUCGCACGAUUGCCGUGGCCACCCUUCUUCAACAGGAGUUUCAAGAAAAUGACGUGGGAGUUACAUCAACGGAAAUAACUUUAAGAGAAGAAGACGACAAAGCUUCGUACACCAUCACAUGCACCUUCACUGAUCGCAGCGACUUGAGGGGAGUAGCCUACGUUCUCCUUAAGAUUUUUCGACGUGGAAUGUUUGGUACCUUCAACGUUCUCAGGGAAGGAACGAUAAUCAACACGGCUGGUGUAGAAGUUUCUGUUAUUUGUUUCCUGUGCCCUGCUGACCGACCCUGUGUCAAUGGGAGAUGCGGGGCCCCUUCGACUGCCCCGGGAACUGGUCUCUUCCCCUGCGGGUUUUCAGAAGCAGACUCUAAACUGCGUCACAAUCGAUGGGAUACAACCAGUAGUAGUAUAGAAAUACAGGACGGAUUCCCUUUCUUCAACACGCUUGAGAUGUCUAUGUUUGUGGGUGACAAUGGCGGCGUGAGCUUUGGAAGGAAAUACAACCCAUAUUACCUGAUGGAUAUGAGCAAUGCAAAGACCAAGUAUGUGUGUAUCUACUGUGAUGACUUCGACAUCAGAUUCGGCGGGGAUGUCUUCUACCACAUCUAUGUCGCUGGAGACGACAAUGCUAACUUUGUGCUUGACCGGGCGACAAGUGAAGUACGCACGCGGACAUCCUUCGGUGGUUUCAGGGCAUCCUGGGCUAGUGUGAUCACGUGGUCUAGAGUGCCGGAAUUUGUCUCCUACUCUGCCUCAUCUGCUGCUGUCGGGCGCAGCAUCUUCCAGCUGGUGAUGAUUACAGACGGCCAGGUGGGAUUCAUGAUGUAUUUGUUCAGUGAUAUUGGAGCUUCUGACAACUUCCGCAAGCAGGCUGUCCAUGGGUACAGUGACGGUACACAGUUUACCCAGUUAGAAUACUCCAGGAGAGAAAGCGAGACAGCCGGUGCAGCAAACUUUGAGAGGUUUACAAAACCCUUUAUGCACAGCGUCCUUGGCAACUCCAUUGAACAACGUGGAGUCUGGAUGUUUAAAGUGGGAGAGUACGUAGCACCAAGCCCAGAGCGCCUCUGCUACCAGUGGUAUCUGGAAAAUCUUAAUCAGCGGACAUACUUCAGAUCUCGGGCGUCUUUCCUUGGUUCCCAGAAUUGUCCCUGCAGGCGAGAACUGCUGCGUUGGAGCGCAGCAUUUCUUCCGUUACCUUUUUUUUACGGACAGAGCGUGUACUGUGUCGAGAUGCGAGCCACAUUUGCGCUUGACACAUAUGAAUGCUGCUACAACAGGUGGGGCAACUUCAUCAACAGUCUCCCGAACGCAGGAACUUACAACCGCUACAGCAGGAUCCGCGACCCCUCCCGACAUGAGCUACAAGACAGUGGCCCCAAGAACUGGUGCUGUAGACAGUCCAACUUGUGUCCCCUCUUUCAAUCUGUCAGACCUAGGUCAACGUGCCAAUGGAAUAGAUGGCGGGCCAUAUUGAGGUUCAUUUUCGGCGACCCCCACUUCAUGGCAUUGGACGGCACGGUGUUUACUUUCAAUGGUUUAGGGGAGUACAAGCUGAUUGAACUUCAACCAGAAGAUAAUACCUUCACCUUCAAGCUACAGUGCCGAACUGCUCAGGCAGUAAACAGCACGGGGGCAAAGGUCAAUGCCACUCUAUUUUCUGCCUUCGCUGCCGAACAAUCAGGUUCUCUCGGAUCAGCGAAGGUGCACAUUGAACUCAACAACGACAAAACAAGAUUCGUGAUCUACUGUGAUGAUUUGGACAUGACUACCCAAUUCUACGAUGAGGCCAACUUCAGCAGAACAUCGGAUAUUUUUAUCGUCUCUAAACUGAACGACACGAGGGCGGAAUUUUCCUUCCCUAAAAUAGGGGUUGUCGUGACAGUGGCGAUCAUCUCAGGGACUCUGUCACAUUCGGCAGUUCUAGAGGAGAGACACAAGGGCCUACCCAAAGGGCUUCUUGGGAAUUACAAUGAUAUCGACACGGAUGACUUCAUGUCCCCUGAUGGAACACUCUACUCAGCUAAUUCGACAGACAAGCAGCUGUUUGCUUUCGGCCAAUCGUGGGCCCUGACACAACAAUCCGAUUCCGUUCUUCAUUAUUCUCCUGGGCAGAGUAUAUCCACCUUUACCGACAGCAGCUAUACACCUCUGUUUGAGGAAGACAUAUCAAAUGCCGAUCGCCAAGAUGCAAUUGGAAUAUGCGGUGCCGACAACAAACAGUGCAUAUUUGACUACGCACUUACGAAGAACGCAGACCUAGCCAAAGCCGCCACUGAACAGAUACAGGAAGCGAAGUCGGUAACCGAAACCCUAGCCAACAGAAACCCGACGUUGGCGGGAACUGACCAGAUCAACGUGGAACGCGGGCAAAACGUAUCUCUCCAAUUCGUGGGAACUGACGCCGAUAAUGACACUAUAAAUUACAUUAUUAUCGAUCAGCCUACCAACUUCCAACUGAACGCUACUACUGGCUUUGCAACUUGGACACCUGAAAAUAGCGACCCAGCCAUAAUCAGAAUUGCAGCAAAUGAUUCAAAAGAUGCACAGUCGCCCAUACUUGACGUUGUGGUGCGGCUAUGUAUAGGAUGUACUGAUCAUGGAAGGUGUGACUUCACAACGCCAGUUGUCCGACCUGCUUCCCAGAAUGAUACGUAUUUUCAGUUGAUGGCUUGUAAAUGCAAUACAGGCUACUCAGGUGCAGCGUGUGAAAAUGACACGGACGGCUGUGCUGAUCCCGACGCCUGUGGUUUUGGACGUACCUGCACUGAUGUAACCGCUUCAGAAGAAGCACGCACUGGUAAUGCAUUCAACUGCUCGGCCUGUCCAGACGGGUACGCCUCGGAACCCGGUGCCGCCGCAAAUGCAGAAUGUAAAAAUAUCAACGAAUGCUUAAACGGAACAGGACCGUGCCCGUCCAAUUCUAAAUGUGAAGACACCGUCGGUUCCUUCAUGUGCAUGUGUGAGAAGGGGUAUAGAGAAGAUAGUUCCAAACUCUGUGUCGACAUCGACGAGUGUAACGAACAAAGCAACGACUGUAUUCAAACAUGCAACAACACCGACGGCGGCUGGCAAUGCGGCUGUUACAAUGGAUACACCCUCAAUGCUGAUAAUAAAACAUGCAACGAAACUGGCGUUGAUUGCCAGACUAUUGGAUGCGAACAUUUCUGUGAUAAUGGCACUUGUAAAUGCAGAACGGGCUAUACACUUCACUCUGAAGGAAAGAACUGCAUAGAUAUCGACGAAUGUGGAAACAACCUGUGCUCCCAGACCUGUAACAACACCGACGGCAGCUACGUCUGCUCCUGCUUCACCGGCUUCAAACUGUCACAAGACAAACAGACCUGCCUCAAAUGUGGGUUUCCGCGUUGGGGCGUUGAAUGUCAGAACACGUGUGAAUGUCAAGGUCGUGCUUCGAGCUGUGACCCUGCACGUGGCUGUGUCUGUAGAGCAGGUUGGACAGGUCCGGCAUGCGACAUGGACGUCGACGAGUGCACCACAACACCGACCAUCUGCGGCGAUAAACAAGUGUGUACUAACACAAAUGGAUCUCAUACAUGCAACUGUCCCACGGGAUAUGAAAAGAAUGGAACCGACUGCAUCGAUAUGGACGAAUGUAUCUCUACCACUGUGACCUGCCCCAACAACACCAAGUGUGAGAACGUCGUUGGCUCAUACGUGUGUAACUGUGAGCUUGGCUACAACAAGGUGAAUGGUGAAUGUGCUGAUAUCGAUGAGUGCAACAACGGCCAGGCUAUGUGUCAACAGGAGUGUAGGAAUGGGGUCGGCAGCUACAACUGCUACUGCAACACCGGUUACACCCUCAACGACGACAGAAAGACUUGUACUAAAGAUCCUGAGCAGACCGACCCCUGUGCGGGACUGACCAAUCUUAACUGUAGCCACUACUGUGAGGUGGUCAGUGACAGCGCUGUCUGUAGAUGUAACCGAGGCUAUUCACUGGGAGUGGAUCGGACAACAUGUGAUGAUAUUAACGAGUGUGCCUCGGCAAGUUUAAACAAGUGUACGGCCACCUGCAAAAACACGAUCGGAAGCUACACCUGUUCUUGUUCAGCUGGUACAAAACUGGACAAUGAUGGCCUCACUUGUGUUGCAUGUGAUGACAAUCACUGGGGUGUGAACUGUGUCAAUGAGUGCGGAUGUGCCCCACUUGGCACACAGACCUGUAACAAGAUCACAGGCUGCAGCUGCAAGAGCGGCUUCACUGGGGACAAAUGCCAGAGCGAUAUAAAUGAAUGUUCCUCUGUUGAAUGCCCGACCAACUCGGACUGCAUUAACGCCCCUGGGUCACACCAAUGCGACUGUCAUACUGGCUACCAGGAUUCAGGGAAGGGCAGCUGUGAGGAUAUCAACGAAUGUUUGAGUACGACUGUGUCAGUGUGCGAUCACGUUUGUAACAACACAAUUGGAAGCUACCUGUGCAGCUGCAACAAAGGAUUCGUGCUGGAGGGCAAGGUCACCUGCAAUGAUAUAGACGAAUGCGCCCGUGGGACCAGCGGUUGUCCGCAAAAGUGUAGAAACACUCUUGGCGGAUAUGCAUGUGAAUGCUACGAUGGCUAUGAGCUUACGCCAAACAGGUUAAAUUGCACGCUGAAACCUGGAGCUACGACUUGCAACAGAACAGACUGCUCCGCCAACGGUGGUUGUCGUGUUGAAGGAGGAGCAGACAUAUGUUUCUGUAACCCAGGAUACCAGCUAAGUGACGCCGACAACACAACCUGUGAUGACAUUAACGAGUGUGCCGUGAAUACAACGUGUUCGCAGAACUGUGCGAACUCACCUGCUGGCACGUACACAUGUUCCUGCUCUGAUGGCUUCCAGUUGGCUGCUGACAUGGCAACUUGUGAAGCAUGCCCUGAAGGCAAGUUUGGCACCAGCUGUGCACAGUCCUGCCUUUGUGACGCCGCCAACACCAUCAGCUGUAACGCAGCUAACGGCAGCUGUAGCUGUAGGACUGGCUGGAAAGGAACGACGUGCACGGAUGACGUAGCAGAAUGUACCGACACCCCUGCCAUCUGCGGCAGCAACGGCGUGUGUAACGAGAGGAACGGUUCCUACGCUUGUACCUGUCUAUCGGGCUUUGUUCGAGUUGCCACAUCCUGUACUCCAUGCACUGGAAGAACGUAUGGAAUGAACUGUGCCAACCCAUGCACGUGUGUGUUCGCCAACACAGCGUCCUGUAACACGGCCAACGGAUCCUGCACGUGCAACACGGGAUGGACCGGCACCAAGUGUGAGACUAAUGUCAACGAGUGUGCAGCCACCCCAUCUGUCUGUACCGGCGCUAAGGAGGCGUGUCGAGACACCGAUGGCGGCUUUGACUGUGAAUGCGAAGCAGGGUUCAAGAAAUCAACCGCCAACCAAUGUGUUGCAUGUACAACGCCCACAUACGGAAACAACUGUGAAAAGACAUGCACGUGUGUGUUUGGUCACACAUCGUCCUGUAACCCUGUCAAUGGAUCAUGCACGUGCAACACGGGAUGGACCGGUACCAACUGUGAGACUAAUGUCAACGAGUGUUCUGCCACCCCAUCUGUCUGUAGCGGCGCUAAUGAGCAGUGCCGUGACACAAACGGCGACUAUGUGUGUGACUGUAAGGCGGGGUAUGGGAAGUCAAGCGGUGGCACCACGUGUUCAGCCGUGGCGGUAUACAUUACUGAGAUCACACUCAACACAAGCCGAUAUGACAGCAUCAUUGACAACCCAACCCAUCCCGCCUACACCAAGCUACAACAAGAUCUUGUCGUCGCGAUUGAUGCUGUCCUCAAGGCUGUCCACAGCACAGCUCACGUGACCAGCAGUGUUGGAACUUUGAGGAAGGGCAGUGUCAUAGUCCUUGCAACACUGAGAGUAAACAACGCAAUGACGAACAACCAACUCGGGGUAUUGGCAGCAUACUUGGAGAAACUGGCGGAGGUUGGGACCAUCACUGUAGAUGGAACAGCCACUCCAGUCAGCAAGGUCGUGUACAAUACUAUGACCAUUGAAGUUAAAGACACUGUGUGCCACGUGUACAACAUGCUGAAGAACCGCUCCAUCGAUACCGGUUGCACCAUCACCAACGGUAUACCUGGCGACGUGGCGCCCAUCGGUGAUUCCGACAAGACUUCUCUCAUAGUGGGUUUGGCUGUACCCUUAUUAAUCAUCUUGAUCCUCCUCAUCAUCUUCAUCGUCUUCAUCUGCUGUAAGAGAAGGCGACAGAGGCACUCUAGACCAGCGUCUGACGACCGUGAUGCCUUCCGAAGUGCAUUCUCGGGUAAUCUACCAACCAAGGGCAGCUUCGGUGCUUCUCGUUACAUGAUGUACUCUCCACACACACUCUCCGAGGCAAGCACCAAUGGCAGCGGUAGCUCUGGUAGACAAUUCCGGCGUCCAAAGCCGCACAAUGAUACACCCUGGUUCAACGAGCGUUUUCAAGGCCUGUCGGAACCAUCGAGACUUGGCUUACAGUCACAACCAGUAGCAGAGGAACCGACGUCAAAUUUCUCUUGGGAAAAUUUAUUCUCUGUUCUUGAACCUCAAAGAAAUGGGCAGUUCGAAAUGCCAAGACCUCAGAUCAACGUUAGGCCCAAAAGGCCAUUUCGGGAUUCAAACGCUUGAAGAAGAUUUCUGUUUGGAUAAUUUAUUAUUUUGGAGUCAGUGUGUGUGCUUUUGACUUUUCUCAUAAUGGGCGAGUCUGCAAUAUUUCCUACUGAGCACAGAUUCUGUGAUUCUUCCAAGGAUGCAAAUGACGAUAAGAUGAAUGUGUUCCUAUAUCGAUGAGGUCUACCUUCUGAAUUCGUGUAUUGGAAAUGGAUACCAAUAGCUGGCCACCCGACUGUGUAUGGAGUAAAAUGGACUGUGGUUCGGCGAUGAUUCCCACUUGGUUUAUGAACCCGCCAACCUCAAAAUGCAACAAAUGUGGUUAAAAUUAACAUUUAACUUUUUCUUCCGGCUUCGUGUUUAUAUAUUUCAAUAAUAAAAACGUAGGCCAAAUGAGGAAUUGAUCUUUUAUUUGACAAAAAAUAUGUUUGUUUUUUAUUAUUUCAUCCAACCAACAAUUAUAUAAUGAAAUCAUUUGAAACAUUUUGAUUUUACUCCAGUUUUAAUUUCAACCACUGACGUAACGGGUUAGAAUGAAAAUCCGUGAUCACAAUAUAUAUUUGAACAUGCCUUAUAAGCUGUAUACACACCUGGGAUUGCAGGUUCGUUGUAUUUUGGUAUAUAUAGUGUUUGAAACAAUGAUUAUCCAAUCCAGAACAUUCCCAUGGUGGCAAGUUACGUUUGGGUGUCUGAAUAUUUUACUGUCAUAAUCAUCUAUCUAUACUGAACAAAACAAUAGGCAUCACUGUUUUAAAUUUGAGGGAUAUUUUUAUGACAUUGUGUGCCCAGUCUUCACUCCAAAACAAUCCCCAAGUCAUGAUUCCUUACGUUUUUGUUCGCUAUAUAAACUUCGUGGAUCAUGGAUGUUUUGAUUGCAUAUCAUAUAAUCGCUUAGGAACGUUUAUAUUUCAAUAUUUCCUCUUAAUCUUAUUUCAAUUAGCUUGACAUUUAUCUAUACCACUGAACAUGUUAUUUUUGUGAGCAUGGUUAUAACUAUAUUUUUAAUGUUUUGUAGAAAAUUGAAUUAUAUUAAUUAUAUUGAUGGUAUAUACUAUUCAAAAGGAGUUCGAUUUUGGAAUGUCAGAAGUUCCCUACAUGUGGGCCUGACCAUUUGAUUACUCAUUAUGAAAGAAACAAAUCGUUCUCUGAGCAGCGUUUCAUUCCGAAUUGCACAUAACCGGUGAAGUGCACAAUCUGUUCCGGCUGUUUGUCGUGACUGAAUAUUCGUUGACGUUGAAAUUUCACUCGAAGUUACAAAUGAUCAAAUCCGCGUGAGUGACUCUUCUAAAUGUUUCUCUUGAAGGUCAAGAUUCUCCCACACCCCACGGAGGAUUACACUCAGUCUUUUGUGAACCUAGCACCGUUACUUUGUUUAUUUUAUAUAUAACCUUAUAUAAAAUAGUGUCUCACUCUUCAGCGGUCGUUACAAAUUCAUAUAUACACAUAUACAUGCCAAUAUAGUUGUGUGGAAAAUGGGGCGAGAUAUAGCUUGUUAGUUUAUUUGUGAUAUCAUUAGUCCUGGGUCUCAGGUCCGAUUGUUUAUGUUGAUUUGUUGAUUGCUUGUUGCGGAAAUGUUAUUUUUGUUAUUGAAAUAUGUGUGUGUGUUUUUUUAAACCAAUGUAUAUUUUUAUUCCGCUUUCCCGAAAGACAAAGUGAGCUAUGUCAUCCGUCGUAGUCCUUAAACGUGUUCAAAAUGUAAUGAAAAUUGCGAUAUUUCAAAUGGGGUCUUUGGUUUGACCUACACACUCCGACCGCACCGAAACCCGAAACUUCUUAUUUCCAUUACUCAGUCAUUCACAUUCAAAAUGUUAUGCAAUUUGGUUAAUGUGUAGUUAGUAUUUGGGCUCAAUACAUAUGUUCCGUUUUACGUGAUUUUUAUACUUUUUUUUACCUUUAUUUGACCUUUACACCUUGACCAUAUUAUUACAUUCUCUCAAAAUACAAUGGUUCGUACUUGUAACCAUAAUAUCUCAAAAUCAAAGACACUGACACUACUCAUACUUGUUCCAACCAGUUGUGACACCUGAAUUUGUUCUACAGGUUUAAAUCCGAUUUUGCAGUACAGCCGACGCGGCUGCCAAAUUGACAAUUCUAUUUAUGGCUAAAUUUAACUUCUUAAAUUCUCUCAAAGGUUUGCUCUGUAAACGUAUUCUACCCUGAAUAUGCCGAAUUAACCCGACACAGGGAACUGGCGUGUAUGUUUCUCAUUUUGAUGACGUCGAUCUUUGUUGAAAUUAUUAGAUUCGCUAGUUUUGUUAGUUUUCAGUCUUCAGUAUUCACGGAAAAUGUAUUUGAAUAUCAAUCCUGAUAACUUCUUAUGUCAAGUGAGUGUCCUUAAUACCAUUUCAAAGUGUUCACUAUAUAUCUAUGUGAGCUACAGUGCCGUUGCACUAUUUGUUUGUUUUAGUGGUCAAGAUUGUUUUAGUGGUCAAGUAUUCAAGAUUUAUUAAGAUGUUGUGCUGUUUGGGCAGCUAAUACCUGAACUGUCGCAGUUGCGAUCUGAGCAUUCUUGGCUAUCCGUGUUAAAAGCGGUUAUAUCCUUCUCACUUUUUUAAAUUCCAAAUCGUUGUGAAAAAAAUGUUGGUAUUUCAGUUUUAGUAUUAGUUUAAAGAGUCCUCGAUUAUUGUUUGUUAUCGAAAAUAUUUUUAACUAGAGCAAAUAAAAACAUUUUGAACAUAAUUAUUUGUUUUCCUUCAAAUUAUUUCUUUAAAUUUGCUCACCGACCGAAUGCUCUUAAUCAGACCCCCUUGUAGCAGCAAUCUCUUUGUAUUUUGUACAAAUAUUUGUAUUUAAUUUCUUCUAUUUAAUAAUGUCAUGGCAUUACGAUGUUUGGAAUUAAGAUUUUGAAAUUAAUAGCCCUCCAAACAUUCCUUAUAGUAGCCAUCCAAAUCAUGAAAAUACACACAUGUUUGACAUGGAAUAAUUCUACUACAGGAAGAACGAUUUGUUUCUAAUUGUAAGAAACCUGCACUAUAUAAAUAGCAUGUUCAGAUACUAUUCGUUUUAACGUCAGUACUGCAUGAACGAAUCUUGAUGUCUCAUGGUAGCGCAUAAAAGGGGCAUUGCUCAGAAACUCUUUUCGCCAUUUUCAGGCAUGGUUUUAAACUCUUUUUAACAGAUCCUUGCACGAAACAGUACAUCUGACAUUUGUGUUAAUUACAAUAGGGAUGUGCUUAAAAUAAUGAGUUUGCAAACAAAUAAAGUAGUGUUUGAACAAUUUGUAUAUAUCAAGAGGGGCUACCGAGCCCAGUCCCCCUUUAAGGUCUUGAAACACACACAAAACAGUCUUUUCCAUGAAAAAAAAUAAUCCGUUGUUUAAGGGAGCAAAUCAACAUUAUUCCGGCUAAAUGAGGGCAUCAUACCCAGUUAUCAUAUCCAUUAAUAUCUGUUUUAUUCUGUUGUACACAUGUAUUUGUACCGGUUAUUAUAAAUUAAACAGAGGGACGUAUUGUGGUUUUUAUUUGUGUACCAUUUUAUGUGUGGGUUAGCUCGGAAAUAAAGCCAUGCAGUAACUGUUA
This is a messenger RNA of Haliotis rufescens (red abalone), 10679 nucleotides long. RefSeq lists its product as uncharacterized. The transcript is spliced from 49 exons. Gene Ontology annotation, biological process: cell-matrix adhesion. The record is from RefSeq and is a predicted model, not a curated record. Lineage: Eukaryota; Metazoa; Mollusca; Gastropoda; Lepetellida; Haliotidae. The coding region runs from base 139 to 7179 and encodes 2346 amino acids. Gene Ontology annotation, molecular function: calcium ion binding.